Musca vetustissima is the source of this 2716-nucleotide messenger RNA. It is a transcript of the gene Vps39, whose product is annotated as vam6/Vps39-like protein. Gene Ontology annotation, biological process: endosomal vesicle fusion; intracellular protein transport; autophagy. NCBI's taxonomy places the organism in Eukaryota, Metazoa, Arthropoda, Insecta, Diptera, Muscidae. The transcript has 6 exons. The record is from RefSeq and is a predicted model, not a curated record. Gene Ontology annotation, cellular component: membrane; cytoplasm. The coding region runs from base 8 to 2683 and encodes 891 amino acids.
GUUCAAAAUGCAUCAAUCAUACGAAAUACAUUCCAUACUAAAGCAAGGGGUUCAUAUUGAGUCAAUAGCAGCCUAUGAUAACAAUGUUAUCCUGGGAACACGCAGUGGCCAACUUAUUAUGUACUCAGUGGAUGAAAAUGGAGCCGUGGAUAUGUUAAUGUUCAAUAAGAAUUUCAGCAAAAAGCCCAUUGUCCAAAUGGAGGUAAUUGAGGCGGAGAGUUUGCUGUUUGUUUUAACCGAUGCCAUGAUUCAUGUCUGUGAUAUCAGUCACAUGGAGAAAAAUUUCAGUUUUAUUCACAGUUCGGAACUUACCAAAGGAUGUAGUCUGUUUACGAUGGAUGUCAAGACAACCAAAUCUACAACAGGCAAAACUGUCAAUGUCCUUAGAAUUUGUUGUGCCAUUAAAAGACGUCUACAAUUUUUCUAUUGGAAGCCAUAUGUUUUGGAGUCACCCAAUUUCAGCAUUGAACUGAAAGAUGUACCAAAGGCAUUGUGUUGGGUGGAUGAUUUGAUAUGUGUUGGCUACAAAGAUGAAUAUGUUAUAUUCAAUAUUAAAUAUAAUAAAACUGAGAAACAUGAUUUAAUUGUAACAUCAUCAUCACACAAUAUGGAUCCUUGCAUUUGUCUGUUGAAAAACAUAAUUGGGUUUUCAAAAGAUGAAUAUCUGGUAACCGUAGAUCCAAGUGUAUAUUUGGCACGGAAAGACGAUAAAGCAAAAGCCCAAGUUGCAAUUGAUUCCCCCAAUACGAAUAAUGGGAAAAAUCCUUUGAAACCCAUAAUGUGGUCAGGUCCACUUUUAGCUCUGGUAUGGGAUGAACCAUUUGUUGUGGGUCGUGUAUCCAAUGGCAUUGAGAUACGUUGUUUAGAAGCAAAUGGUAUUAACAAGGAUACUCUGGUACAGUCCAUACCCGAGUUAAGCAAAACCAAACAUUUAGUGCGAUCAGCUCGUGGCACCAUUUUUGCUGCAGCGAUUUCUGAAUUAUGGUGUAUUCGCAUGGUGGAUAUAUCCGUACAGAGGCAACAAUUACUGCAACAAAAGAAAUUCCAAUUGGCCAUCGAAUUGACAAACAUAUCCGAUGAACCAGAAUUAGCCAAAGCUGAAACUAUACGUCAAAUUCACAUGCGCUACGCCAAAGAAUUGUUUGCCUUGAAACAAUUUUCAGCAGCCAUGAAUGAGUUUGAAAAGGCCCAAGCAAAUCCAUAUGAUGUUAUACGUCUCUUUCCAAAUCUUUUGCAAGAUAAGGCGUCCAGUGAUAGUUACGAUGCUACAGUGCCGCAAGUAAGCAAUAUGCCUCAAUUGGAAGAUAAGGAUUUGGAGAAUGCAUUGCUGGCAUUAAUUGAAUUCUUGGCCUUGGCCAGACAGAAAGAGGUAGUCAAGCUUCGUGAUACCAAAAAUGCCUCAAAAUCGUUGCUGUCGAUUAUUGAUACCACACUACUAAAAUGCUAUUUACAAACCAAUGAUUCCUUAAUAGCUCCUCUAUUGCGUUUAAAUCAAUGCCAUUUAGAGGAAUCGGAAAAGACUCUCUUGAAGCAUGACAAAAUCUCAGAACUAAUUAUACUUUACCAAACCAAUGGACAGCAUAAGAAAGCUUUGGAAUUACUAAAAUCACAGGCCACAAAGGAAGGUUCCAAUUUAUUUGGCUAUGAGAGAACCAUACGUUAUCUACAACAAUUAGGCUCAUCUCACAUGCCCUUGAUAUUGGAGUUUUCCGAUUGGGUUCUUAAAGCAGAUCCCAAAAAAGGCUUACGAAUAUUUACAGAUGAUUUUAUAGAAGUGGAAAAUCUACCACGGGCCACAGUGCUUGAUUUUUUACUAAGCCACCAUAAAAAGUUGGUUAUACCCUAUUUGGAGCAUGUGAUUAAUGUUUGGAAAGACCAUAAUACAUUAUUACACAAUGUUUUAAUUAAACAGUAUCGGGAAAAAGUUCAAAAUCUAAUGAAGGAUUUAGAGAAGGAAGAUUUGGCCACGAAAAAAUUAGAAGAUGAAUUGAAAGAAUAUCGUGGCAAAUUAUACAAUAUCUUGGAGAACUCAACUAACUAUUCACCGGAUGUUGUUUUGAAAGAUUUCCCAACCAAUAUAAUGUUGGAAGAAAGGGCAUUGAUUUUGGAACGCCUUAAGAAACAUGAAAAAGUCUUGGCAAUUUACAUACAAAUUUUGGGAAAUGUUGACAAGGCUGCCAAAUAUUGUGAAAGGAAUUAUGAUGAUGAGCCGGAUAUAUUCUUUAUGCUACUAAAAACAAUACUCAGUCCAAUGAAAGAACCACCAUAUGAAGGUGCUGCAUUACACGAAGACUUUAAAAAACCAAAUGAAGAUAUUGCUGUGAAGCUAUUGAAUAAAUAUGCUACCAAAAUUGAUCCUAGCAAAAUAUGGCCGUUCUUACCAGAUGAAAUGCCUGUUCACAGAAUGCUAAAUUAUUUGGACACGGUUAUACGUACUAAAGCAGCCCAUGAACACCAUAUGGAAAUGAAGAAAGGUCUGCUGCAGGCUGAAAUACGACGUUGCACCGACUUGGUGCGAGAACAACAGAAUAUAAGUUUUGAAAUUAACGAGUUUACAACAUGCCCGGAAUGUAAGAAACGUUUCGCUAACCAAAGUGCUUUUGUACGUUAUCCAAAUGGAGAAAUUGUCCAUUUGUCGUGUCACGAUAAACGUACGAUGGCGGCAAAUCUUUUUGGGAAUUAAAAAUAUCUAUUAAACUCUGUGUUAUAUAUUUUU